Messenger RNA from Hyposmocoma kahamanoa, 1914 nucleotides. It is a transcript of the gene Mcm3, whose product is annotated as DNA replication licensing factor Mcm3. Gene Ontology annotation, biological process: DNA replication; mitotic DNA replication initiation; double-strand break repair via break-induced replication. The transcript has 10 exons. Gene Ontology annotation, molecular function: ATP binding; single-stranded DNA helicase activity; single-stranded DNA binding. Lineage: Eukaryota; Metazoa; Arthropoda; Insecta; Lepidoptera; Cosmopterigidae. Bases 58 to 1914 code for a protein of 618 amino acids. The record is from RefSeq and is a predicted model, not a curated record. Gene Ontology annotation, cellular component: nucleus; MCM complex.
GUUUUUUACGUUUUGCAUUGAUUUAAUUAAGUUUUUUGCGAAUAUUGCACUAAUAAAAUGGAAGAUGGUGAGUUUGAUCAACGUCUCAGAGAUUUACAGAGGGAAUACCUUGAAUUUCUCGAUGAUGAGGAGGACCAAGGGAUUUAUAUGGAGAAGGUGAAGCAAAUGAUAGCUGAUAAAUCGCAGCGGUUGAUCGUCAGUGUCAACGACCUCAGAAGGAAGAGCCCGGAGAGAGCUAAAAACCUUCUUGAAAACGCGUUUGAGGAACAAAUCGCAUUUCAAAAGGCUUUAAAAGACUACGUGUCGUCUAUUGACCCUACUUACGCGAAGGAGCAGGAAGAGUUCUUUGUGGCAUUCUCUGGUAGUUUUGGAAACAAACAUGUUACUCCAAGGAGCUUGACUUCAAGAUAUCUUGGUAACCUAAUAUGUGUAGAAGGAAUAGUGACUAGGGUCUCCUUAGUGAGACCUAAAGUGGUGCGCAGUGUACACUACUGCCCUGCCACUAAGAAAGUCAUGGAGAGGAAGUACACGGACUUAACAUCUUUUGAAGCGUUUCCUACUUCCGCUAUUUAUCCUACUAAGGAUGAUGAAGGCAAUCCCUUAGAAACAGAAUAUGGUCUCUCUCGCUACAAAGAUCACCAGACCCUGACAGUUCAGGAGAUGCCAGAGCGAGCCCCAGCUGGUCAGCUGCCCAGAAGCGUAGAUGUGGUCUGUGACGACGAUCUAGUAGAUAAGUGUAAGCCAGGUGAUAGAGUACAGAUUGUGGGGAACUAUAGAUGUCUGCCUUCAAAGCAAGGCAGUUUCACUGCUGGAACAUUCAGAACAGUACUUAUAGCAAACAAUAUCACCCAAAUCAAUAAGGACAUGAACCUGAAUAUCACAUUGGAAGAAGUAAAGCUGUGCAAACGUCUCGCCAGACGCACUACCGUCGACAUGUUCGAAUUACUCGCAAAAUCACUAGCACCAUCCAUACAUGGACAUGAUUACAUCAAAAAGGCGAUUUUGUGUUUACUAUUGGGUGGCAUGGAGAAGAUAUUGCCUAAUGGCACACGACUUAGAGGUGACAUCAAUAUUCUUCUAAUUGGCGACCCAUCGGUGGCAAAAUCGCAACUCCUGCGCUACGUACUACAAACAGCGCCGCGAGCUAUCACUACCACUGGACGAGGGUCGUCAGGCGUCGGUCUUACUGCCGCUGUUACUACAGACCCUGAAACUGGCGACAGAAGACUAGAAGCAGGUGCAAUGGUGCUAGCAGACCGCGGAGUUGUAUGCAUAGAUGAAUUCGACAAAAUGUCUGACAUCGACCGCACAGCCAUCCACGAGGUUAUGGAGCAAGGACGUGUCACCAUAGCUAAAGCUGGCGUACACGCUACUUUGAAUGCCAGAUGCUCUGUGUUGGCUGCUGCUAAUCCUGUUUACGGCAGGUAUGACCAAUACAAAACGCCGAUGGAGAACAUUGGUCUUCAAGACUCUCUUCUAUCACGUUUCGACCUGUUAUUCGUGAUGCUGGACAUCGCCGACGCAGACCACGACAAUAUGAUCUCCGAACACGUGCUCAGGAUGCAUCGCUACAGAAACCCCAAGGAGCAAGACGGUGAAGUGUUACCAAUGGGAUCUUCAGUGGAAAUGCUCUCUACAGAGAAUCCUGAUAAUGAUGAAAAUGAGGAGGCAAGAGACACAAUUUACGAGAAGUAUGACCCCCUUUUGCAUGGCAACACUCGCAGCAAGAAGGAUCAGAUUCUCACCACAAAAUUCAUGCGCAAGUACAUCCACAUCGCGAGACUGAUGAAGCCCAAGCUUACUCAGGAGGCAUCAGACGCCAUUGCCGACGAGUACGCGCGGCUGAGGAACCAGGACAUGAUGGACAGCGACGUGGCCAGGGUAAAUAAACUUUUUGGAACCAAUUCCUUAUAA